AUGUCAACCGUGAAAGAUUUGUUGCAUAAAGUCGAAGGUAAGCUUCGAAUGCUGAAAUUUACAAGUGAUGAGACCCCUAGUGUUUUGGAAGAGAAUAAACAAAAACAAAUUGAGAGACAUGCCAAAGUUUUAGAAUCGUUAAUCGAGGAAGUUCAUGAAUUAAAAGUGGAAGUUCAGAGAGAGAGAAUUGAGAAAGGGGAUGACCCCACGGAAGUAAGAACAUGGAGCUGUGACUUAGAACAGGCAGUGCUUGAGUAUGAAAAUGUUAUAAGUGAAACAGCAGCAUGA
Paramuricea clavata is the source of this 288-nucleotide messenger RNA. Lineage: Eukaryota; Metazoa; Cnidaria; Anthozoa; Malacalcyonacea; Plexauridae. The record is from the annotation of a GenBank genome assembly.